UACACUGGGAACAAAGUUCACUACCCGACUCUCAGACGCGUUGGGACUGGAGUAGUUUGCGGGGAAGCGGUUCCUCACGUCUCUAACUAAGUCGACUGGAUUACAUUCACGUUACGGACGCGAAGCUCCACGUUCUGGGAUAUAAAAAGACACUUCAGGCAGAAGUUACCUCAUUUUUUCGAGCAGCUUUCAUGUCCUCCUCCUCCUCCUCCUCCUCCCAACUCUCUGAAAGAGCCCUGAAUGCCGAAGUGGAGGACAGUCGGGCUGUGAGGGGGAGCGUUUAGUGGAGUUAGUGAAUCCUGGGUCUCUCAAAUGGCCUCAAGCGCACCAAAACAACCUUAAACAUGCCUGCAUGAGCUCCGACUCUACACGGUGUUGUGCUCAGAUGACUCGCUGAGGCGUUUGGGAGGGAGACUCGACUUGGGAGCAGCAGCAGAGAUGGUACUGUUGAAAGUGAAAGGUUUCUGGAAACCGAAAAUCUUUUAGACGCUGCAGAUUAAAGCGGUUCCAGCAGCAGUUCUGUGAAGACUUGUUGGUUCUGGAAAGGGAGCACUACUUCUGCUUGUGAAGAUGGCCACCUUGGGUUCACCUGUAGAUACAGCUGAGGGUGGAGCUAACAACGAGUUUAGUGACAUCAUCAGGUGGCGAUCAGAUGAACAUGAUGCGGUACAGAAAAAGACCUUCACAAAGUGGAUCAACGCACAGUUCUCCAAGACGGGGAAAGCAGCCAUUAAGGACAUGUUCUCUGACCUUAGAGAUGGAAGGAAGCUCCUGGAUCUGCUGGAGGGUCUCACAGGAACCACCCUGACCAAAGAGCGCGGCUCCACAAGAGUCCAUGCCCUCAACAACGUCAACAGAGUUCUCCAAGUGCUGCAUCAGAACAAUGUAGAGCUGGUGAAUAUCGGAGGGACAGACAUCGUUGAUGGGAAUCAUAAACUGACACUUGGACUCAUUUGGAGCAUCAUCCUUCACUGGCAGGUUAAAGACAUCAUGAAGGAUGUAAUGUCCAGUCUGCAGCAGACCAACAGUGAGAAGACCCUCCUGAGCUGGGUCAGAAACUGCACCCGUAACCAUGACAACGUCAACGUGCUCAACUUCACCACCAGCUGGGCAGAUGGACUCGCCUUCAACGCCAUACUGCACCGCUUCAGGCCUCAUGCGUUCAGCUGGGAGCGAAUAUUGGCCCUGUCUCCAGUGGAGAGACUGGACCAUGCCUUCACCUUGGCUAAAGAUGAGCUCAACAUUGAGAAGCUGCUGGACCCUGAGGACGUGGCCGUACAGCUGCCCGACAAAAAGUCUAUCAUCAUGUACGUGACGUCUCUGUUCGCCGUUCUGCCCAAUGACGUCACCAUGGAUGACAUCAGAGAGGUGGAGACGCUGCCUCGGAAGUAUAAAGUGGACGAAGGCCAGCCUCUGAGCUCACAGGGACUGGCUGGUGAGGCGGAGGAGGCGGGCAGCAUGAGGGCAGAGACCCCCAGCACGGUGACGGAGGUGGAGAUGGAGGGAGGAGAAGAGAUGGAUCUAGACUCGUAUCAGGCCACUCUCGAGGAGGUGCUGACCUGGCUGCUGUCCGCCGAGGACGCGCUCCACAUGCAGGACGAGGUGUCUGACGACGUGGAGGAGGUUAAGGAUCAGUUCCACACGCAUGAGGCGUUCAUGAUGGAGCUGACGGCCCAUCAGAGCAGUGUGGGUAACGUGCUGCAGGCGGGAAACCAGCUGAUCGCCCAGGGCAACCUGAGUGAGGAGGAAGAGGAGGAGAUCCGAGUUCAGAUGACUCUCCUCAACUCACGCUGGGAGACCCUCCGAGUGGCCAGCAUGGACCGCCAGGCCAGACUUCACGAAGUUCUCAUGGACCUUCAGCAACAGCAGCUCCAGCAGCUCUCUGAUUGGCUGCUGCAGACAGAAGGGCGAAUCCGUAAAAUGGAGAGUGAGCCGAUGGCAGGAGGCAUGGAGGGGUAUCUGGCCCAAGUAGAGCAGCACAAAGUUCUGCAGAAUGACCUGGAGGCAGAGCAGGUGAAGGUGAAUUCUCUGACUCAUAUGGUAGUGGUGGUGGAUGAGAACAGUGGAGAGAGCGCCACCGCUGCCCUAGAGGACCAACUGCAGUCUCUGGGAGAGCGCUGGGCUGCAGUGUGUCGCUGGACUGAGGAGCGCUGGAGUAAACUAGAGGAGAUCCUACUGGUGUGGCAGCAGCUCCUGGACGACCAGAACUUGUUCAGAACAUGGCUUGAAGGGAGGGAGAAGGCCCUAAGUGAGGUGCAGACCAGCGAUUUCAAAGACCCCAGUGAAAUAAACACUAAUGUUCGCAGACUCGCGAGCCUGAAGGAGGACAUGGCUCAGAAGCGGCGGGUGCUUGGUGCUCUGUCUGAUGCAGGUCAUGACGUGAUCUUGCUGCUGAAGAGUCCCGAAGCUGCCCAGCGCAUCGAGACUGACACAGAGGAGCUGACUCAGCGCUGGGACAACCUGGUCCAGAGACUGGAGGACUGUUCCAACCAGGUUACUCUGGCGGUGACUGUUGCCGGGAUGCCUCAGGUGCAGGAGCGGGUCGUCAUGGAGACAGUCAGCACGGUGGUGGAGCGAUUUGAGCACACAGUGACUAGCAGUGACCAAGAGCUUCCACCACCAGCCCCGCCAAAGAGACGACACCUCGACACAGACACGGAACUGAGGAAACUCGUGGACGCUGACAUUCCUGAGCUUCUGACCUGGUUGGCUACCUGGAAGAAUUCAGCACAUGCACUGAUCUCUGGAGAGCCUGCGGACCUGAAGCAAAAACUACAGGACCUGGAGGGGAAACUCGGAGAGAAAGAACACCAAGUGAAAGAAGUGAUUGAAAGAGGAGAAAAAUUGGCAGAACAGUUGGACAAAGAAGGCCUGUCCUCAGCUCCGACUCGUUCUGCUGCGAGGUCUGUGGCGUCUGAGUGGGAGAUCAGUCAGAAGCUGCUGAAGGACCUGCAGGAGCGUGCUGUGGUUUUACAGCGAGUGGCUGUGUUCUCCACAGAGCUGCAGGUUCUGGAGCAGGCUCUGGUGGAUGCGGAGGCCUGGCUGGGUCGCACAGCUGGGCUCUGCGCCAAAGCAGACCGGCCAGCUCUGCACACGCUCAGAGAUGACUGCCAGGUUCAGUUGGCAGGGAUGCUGGCUCUGAGUCCUCGUCUUCAGGAUCUCACUGCCCAGGCAGCGUCUCUGGCCGUGGAGCCCAGCACCCCCACCACCGUCAAAACUAGCACGGAUACCCUGGAAUCCCGUUAUACCAAGAACAUUCAGCAGCUGAAGACGAGGGAGCAGGAGAUCAGUGCAGCUGUGAGCAGGCUGCAGGAGGAUGAGCAGCGGAGUGAUGUCCGGGCGAAGCUGGAGGCCAGACUCUCAGCCCUUACAGCCAAUAUCACUGACACACCCUCCACUGAGGCGGCUGUGGACAAAGCUCAGGCUCUUUGUGCAGAGGUAGAGCAGCAGCAGCAGACUGUAUCAGACCCAGCUGAACUCCAGCGCUGGACUCAGCUCUCAGUCACAGCCGCAGACCAGCUCGGCGUGCUGCAGUGCGUUCUGGGUAGCCUAAAGGAUUCACAAGUUCAGGGUGAGGAGGUGUCCCGAUGGCUGGAUGCUGUGGAGGAGUUGCUGUCCAGAGACUCGGGGUCUCUCAGCCAUGGAGACAAACUACAGGAGGAGUUUAACCAGUGCAAGGAGUAUGUCGGAGAGAUGGAGGCAGUGGAAUCGUCUCUGAAACAAAUGGGAGAGAACGUGGCAGCUGUACAGCAAAGUGCAAUACCAGGCCUGGCCAGCUGGGGGCAGCAGGACCUAGAGGAGAAACAGAAACGUUGGGAGAUGCUCAGCAAACAGUUGCUGCAGCAGCAGGAGCAAGUGAGUGAAAGUCAGGAGAGAGCGCUGAACCUGAGGAAGGACCUGGCAGAGAUGCGAGAGUGGAUGACGCAGGUGGACGAGGAGUAUCUUAUGAGAGACUUUGAGUAUAAAAGUCCGGAGGAGCUGGAGGAGGCUCUGCAGGAGAUGAAGAGGGCUAAAGAGGACGUGUUACAGAAGGAGGUGCGAGUGAAGAUUUUGAAGGACAGUAUUAAUGUAUUGAUGAGCAAAGCGCCCCCCGGUGGCCAGGAUCUGAGCAGCGAGCUUACAGGAGUGCUGAAAAACUACCACAGACUGUGUGAUCGCUUCAAGAGCAAGUGCCACACACUGGAGGAGGUGUGGUCAUGUUGGAUUGAGCUGCUGCAGUAUCUGGAGGUGGAGUCUGGUUGGUUGAACAGUCUGGAGGAGAGCCUGCAGGCCACAGAGAACCUGCCGGAGACCACAGAGGCUGUCAACCAGGCACUGGAGUCUCUGGAGUCAGUUCUGCGUCACCCUGGUGACAACCGGACUCAGAUCAGAGAGCUGGGUCAGACUCUGAUUGAUGGUGGAAUUCUGGACGAACUCAUCAGCGAGAAACUGGAGAACUUCAACUCUCGCUAUGAUGAGCUCAGCCAACAGGCUGUGUUGCGUCAGAUGGCUCUGGAGCAGCAGCUCAGCGCUCUGAGGGAGAACGAGGCGGCCUUACAAACCUUGCAGGAAUCGCUCACUCAGCUGGACCAAACACUGACCUCUUACCUGACUGACCGCAUUGAUGCCUUUCAGCUGCCACAGGAGGCUCAGGAAAUUCAGGCUGAGAUCACAGCCCACGAGGCCUCUCUGGAGGACCUGCGCAAGAGAAACGUGGGGAAUGUUCCUGCGGCCGCUUCCGAAGGCAAAUCUGCACGUGGUGGCACCAUGCUGGACCAGCAGCAGAGGAAACUGAGGGAGAUCAACACAAAGUUCCAGCUGUUCCAGAAGCCAGCCAACUUUGAACAGCGAAUGCUGGACUGUAAGAGAGUUCUGGAGAACGCCAAGGCUGAGCUGCACGUGCUGGACCUCACCGACACUCAGCCUGAGGAGAUCCAGGCACACCUCGCCGGCUGCAUGAAGCUGUAUAAGAUGUUGAGUGAGGUGAAGCUGGAGGUGGAGACGGUGAUUAAAACAGGCCGGCAGAUUGUGCAGAAACAGCAGACAGAGAAUCCCAAGAGCAUGGACGAACAGCUCACUGCCCUAAAACUGCUUUACAACGAACUGGGAGCACAGGUGACGGAGGGGAAACAGGAGCUGGAGAAGGCUCUGUCUCUGUCUCAGAAACUGCAGAAGGACGGCGCUGUCCUGCAGGACUGGAUGACCUCUACACAUGCACAGCUAGAGCAGAAGAUCAACACAGGGGACAUGCCUGCUGAUAUAGAUGGAGAGAUCGCCUGGGUCAAUGGUCUGCUGAAGGAGAGUGACUGUAAAAAGGCGGAUCUGUCUAAAGUGAUGGAGAACAGUGCUGCCCUGCAGGCUCUGGUGGAGGGCAGUGAAGCUCAGCUGGAGGAUCAGCUGUUCGUCCUGAAUGAGGGAUGGGAGCGAGUGCGCACCCUCACGGAGGACUGGCUUAGUACCGUACUGAAUCAUCAGAGCGAGAUUGAGAUGUUUGAUGAGAAUCUGGCGCACAUCAGCACGUGGGUCUACCAAACUGAAAUUCGUCUAGACGAAACUGAGAAACUGCCUGCAGCUGAGAGAGAGACAGUGGUGAAGUCUGUGCUGAGUGAAUUGGAGGCGAUGAGUGCAAGGGUGGAUGGUGCUCGUGAUCAGGCGGUUAUUCUGAUGACCAGCAGGGGGCCUGCGUGCAGAGAGCUGGUGGAGCCUAAGCUAGCUGACCUCAACCGCAACUUCCACAAGGUGGCACAGCACAUCAAAACUGCCCAGCGGUCAGUGGGUCUGGAGCCUGGUGAUGUGGAGGUGCAGCAGCAGGUGCUGAAGGAGACAUCAGCUCCUCUCUCCUCUUCUGAGCUGCAGGACUUCGAGGCAGACUUAGAGGCAGUACUGAGUGCACUGGAGCAGCAGGAUCAUACACACACACCAGAUGAUGACAAGCUGGAUGAGGAGAAGGCUUGUGUUGAGGAGGUGUUGAGGAGAGGAGAGGAGGUGCUGCUGUCUCUUCCUGAGGAGAACAGAGAGGAGAUACGCAGGAGACUGCAGCUAUUACAGACCCGCUACAGGGAGAUACACAUCUUCAGGACUCGUCGGGUUGUAGAGGUCACCGUUGACUCAGUCUCUCUCGUUUCCUCGCUCCCUCAAGAAGAGAGGAAUGCCUCUCUCUCUCCAUCUGCAUACCUGCUGGACAUCAACAAGGUUCUGCUGGCCAUGGCCGACAACGAGCUGCUCCUCAACUCCUCUGAGCUCAGUAGCGGCCUGUUCGAAGACUUCUCCAGCCAGGAGGAUACCCUGAAGAAUAUAAAGGAGAAUUUGGAGCGUCUGGGUGAGCAGGUUACCCUGUUAAAUGAACGACAGCCUGAUGUGAUCCAGGAUGCCUCCAGACAGGAAGUGGUGCAGAUAGGUGAUGCACUGACUCAGCUCAACGCUGAGUGGGACCGAGUAAACCGCAUGUACAACCAGCGCAAAGGGUCUUUUGACCGUGCUGUUGAAGAGUGGAGGCAGUUUCACUGUGACAUGAACGACUUGUCUCAGUGGCUGACCGAGACGGAGCAGGUUCUAGCUGACGGAUCUGGUCCUGAUGGAGAACUGGACCUGGGACGGGUCCGUGCUCAGCAAGAGGAGCUGGAGGAAGGCCUUGCUAAUCACCAGUCUGUCUUGGCCAUGCUUGUCCGGUCAGGCGAGCACAUCAUCGGGCAGCUCUCAUCCCCAGACGGGCCGCUGCUCCAGAACAAACUGGACAGCCUAUCGCAGCGCUGGAGGAUCAUACAAACUCAGCUCGCUGACCGCCGCCGCAGGCUGAUGGCUGGUGAUCCUGCUGUGUUAGAAGUGGUGCAGCGCAGCGCUGAUUUGACGCACUGGUUAGAGCAAACCGAGGGCGCUGUGGCCACUCUGCCUGUGUCCGCUACUGACAGAAACCUCCAAGAACUGAAGGCCCUGGCGGAGGAGAUGGAUUUGCAGAAUGAGAGUUUGACGUGGCUGAACAGGAACGGAGCUCAGAUUCUAGCUAACUCCAACCUGAGCGCUCACGAGAAAGACGCACACGCCACCAAACUCCGCCACAUCAACAUCAAGUGGAGCAAGGUGACUCGUGAGUUGUUGGAUAAGGUCGGUGAGGUGGAGUCCAGGCUGCAGUCUGACAGUCAGUUCCAGGAGAGAAUGGCCCGUCUGGGCGAUUGGUUUUAUCUCACCCAUCAGAGUCUGAGUGGGCGAGGAGCCAACGCUGCUCUCUCGGCCGCUGAAAUCCAGGCUCUGGAGGCGUCUAUGCGGGAGCGGAAGAGAGAGCUGGAGGAUCUCCUCGCUCAUUCCAUUGAGCUUCAAAGGAGACAGCUGCUUCUGCCUCAAGAAAAGAGUAAAAUAGAACAGCUGGCAGCAGACUGGAAGUCUCUGGAUGUCAGACUGAAAGAGAUAACGCAAGGGCCUGUGUCGCCGUGGACACACCAGGUCAAACAGCAGCAAUUCACAGCUACUGGACUGCCAGUGUUGUCUGAGGUCCAGCGGUCAGCUCUGCUGGUAGAAGCCCCCCUCAGUGCAGACAGCUUGAGUGACCGGGCCACAGAGCUGGCCGACUGGCUGCAGCUUAUUCAGCAGAUGCUGAAAUCCAGCAUCGUCACUGUGGGCGACACAGACGAGAUCCGCACCACCAUCAGCCGCCUGGAGGUAACUAAGGGUGAUCUGGAGCAGAGGCAUCCUCAGCUGGAGGACAUCUUCACUUUAGCGCAGAACAUCAAGAACAAGACCUCCGACCUGGACGUGCGCACCUCCAUCACUGAGAAACUGGAGAAGGUCCGCAGCCAAUGGGACAACACGCAGCACGGCGUGGAAGAGCGGCUUCUACAGCUGGACCGCAUGAUCACCCACAGUGACCAAUGGGAGGACCAGAGGGGACAGGUGAAUGUUGUAAUUGACCAGAACGAGGCACGUUUACGCAACCUGCUUCAGAUGAGCCGAGACCCUCUCACCAAACAGAUCGGCGACAACAAGGCCUUCCUACAAGACCUGAGCAGAGAGCAGGUAACCGUGGCAACCUUCAAUGAGCUUUGCAAUCAGCUCCUAGAGGACUAUUCUGCUGACGACACCCGCAGGGUCAAAGAGGUGAUGGGCAAACACAUCACAGCCUGGAACUCCAUCAACAACAGAACGUCGGAUCGCCAGGCAGUGCUGGACUCGGAGCUGAAGAGUCUGCAGGCGUCUCUCAGGGAGCUGGAGGCUUUCCUCAAGUGGCUGCAGGAGGCAGAGACUACAGUCAACGUUCUAGCUGACGCCUCCCAGAGGGAGGAGCUUUCUCAGGACUCUGCCCAUAUCAGGGAGCUCAAGGGUCAACUACAGGAUAUCCAGGCGGAGAUUGAUGCCCAUAAUGACGUGUUUAAGAGUGUGGAGGGGAAUAAAGUGAGGAUGGUGAAGGCUCUGGGCAGUUCGGAGGAGGCUGUCUUUCUUCAGCAGAGAUUGGACGACAUGAACCAGCGCUGGAACGAGCUCAAGGCCAAAUCGGCCAACAUACGGGCUCAUCUGGAGGCCAGUGCGGAGCGCUGGAGCAGGCUGUUAUCUGUUCUAGAGGAGUUGUGGAGGUGGAUCUGCCUGAAGGACGAUGAUCUCACCAAACAGAUGCCUAUAGGAGGAGACGUGCCCACGUUACUGCAGCAACACAACCACUGCUCGGCCCUGAGGGCAGAGCUGAAAGAGAGGGAGCAUGUAGUGGUCAGCACGCUGGACCAGGCACGCAUGUUUCUGGCUGAUCAGCCAAUCGAAGGUCCUGAGGAACCACGCAAGAACCUGCAGCCAAAGACAGAACUGUCUCCGGAGGAGAAGGCCCAACGAGUGGCGAGGGCGAUCCGUAAGCAGGCGGCCGAGGUCCGGGAGCGCUGGGAGAGGCUCCUGGGGCACGUGGGCGGAUGGCACGAACAGGUUGAGCGAUCUCUGGAGAAACUGCAAGACUUGCAGAGCGCAAUGGACCAGCUGGACCUUCAUCUGACCCACCCUGAGGAGAUCAAAGCCAACUGGCAGCCUGUAGGAGACCUCCUCAUAGACUCACUACAGGACCACAUCGACAAAACCACUGCGUUCCGGGAAGAGGUCGCUCCUCUAAAGCAGGAGAUUACGGUGGUGAACUCGUUGGCAAGUGAGCUGGCUCCUCUGGACGUUCAGCUGUCCUCCACAACCAGCAGGCAGCUGGACAAUCUGAACACACGCUGGAACUUACUGCAGGCUGCGAUAGAGGAGAGACUCAAACUCCUACAGGAAGCACACCGAGAUUUUGGACCCUCUUCACAACACUUCCUCUCCACUUCCGUCCAGUUGCCCUGGCAGAGAGCAGUAUCCCAGAAUAAAGUGCCCUACUACAUCAACCACCAGACUCAGACAACAUGCUGGGAUCAUCCCAAAAUGACGGAGUUGUACCAUUCCCUCGCUGACCUGAACCACGUGCGCUUCUCUGCAUACAGAACAGCCAUGAAGAUCCGCCGCCUACAGAAGGCACUCUGCUUGGACCUGUUGGAUCUGAAUGUAGCUCAGGCGAUGUUUCAGCAGCAUAUGCUGAACAAUAACUCCAGUUCACUCUCAGUCCCUGAGGUCAUUAACUGUCUGACCUCUGUGUAUGAUGACUUGGAGCAGGAGCAUAAAGACCUGGUGAACGUUCCCUUGUGUGUGGACAUGUGUCUCAACUGGCUCCUCAACGUCUACGACACGGGUCGCAGUGGGAAGAUCCGUGUACUGUCCUUGAAGAUCGGGCUCCUUUCACUGUGUAAAGGACUUCUGGAGGAGAAGUAUAAAUGUUUGUUCAACCAGGUUGCCUCUGUGGGGGAUACAUGUGAUCAGAGGCAGCUGGGGCUGUUACUGCAUGAUGCCAUCCAGAUUCCACGGCAGCUCGGAGAAGUGGCAGCCUUCGGUGGCAGCAACAUCGAACCCAGCGUCAGGAGCUGCUUUCAGCAUGUGACCAAUAAGGUGGAGCUGGAGCCGAGGCAGUUCAUUGACUGGAUGAGGCUGGAGCCGCAGUCCAUGGUGUGGCUUCCUGUCCUGCACAGAGUGGCGGCCGCCGAGACGGCAAAGCACCAGGCCAAGUGCAACAUCUGUAAAGAGUGUCCUAUUGUAGGCUUCAGGUACCGUAGUCUGAAGCACUUUAACUAUGACGUGUGCCAGAGUUGUUUUUUCUCCGGUCGAACGGCAAAAGGUCACAAGCUCAACUACCCCAUGGUGGAGUACUGCACCCCGACCACCUCGGGUGAAGACAUGCGUGACUUCACCAAAGUGCUGAAGAACAAGUUCCGCUCAAAGAAGUACUUUGCGAAGCACCCGCGGCUGGGCUACCUGCCCGUUCAGACCGUCCUGGAGGGAGACAACAUGGAGACUCCGGUCACUCUGAUCAGCAUGUGUCCGGAGCAGUAUGAGCUGGUCCAGUCCCCUCAGCUUCCCCACGAUGACACACACUCACGGAUAGAGCAGUACGCCAGCAGAUUGGCUCAGAUGGAGCGCUCUAAUGGAUCCCUGCCUACAGACAGUAGCUCAGCUACCGGUAGCAUGGAUGAGGAGCAUGCUCUGAUUUUGCAGUAUUGUCAGACUCUGGGAGGCGAGGGGGCGUACAGUCAGCCCCAAAGCCCCGCCCACCUGCCCCGCUCCCCUGUUGUAAACCUGCCCAGCCCAGGGCAGCUCCUGCAGAGCCCCGCCCAGAUCCUGCAGGCUGUGGAGAGGGAGGAGAGAGGAGAGCUGGAGAGAGUGAUCGCUCGGCUGGAGGAGGAACAGCGUUCUCUGCAGAGGGAGUAUGAGGCUCUGCGGGAGCAGCACAGGCAGCGCAGCAUGGAGGGGGUGUGCGCGGGGCCAGAAGAUGCCGACCUGCUGGCUGAAGCGAAACUCCUGCGGCAGCAUAAAGGGCGACUGGAGGCUCGGAUGCAGAUCCUGGAGGACCAUAACAAACAGCUGGAGUCACAGCUGUACAGACUCAGACAACUACUGCACCAGCCUGAACUGGAUUCCAGAGUUAAUGGUGUUUCCUCCUCUGGUUCUCUCAACCAAGAACCUGGAGGUCAUCCAGAACACACAGAUGAGUUACUGGAUCAGUCUGUUAACCCCAGCUCUGACAUGACUGACCUUAUGGAGCAGAUUAAUAACAGCUUUCCUGCAUGUGCUCCAUCAAGCCUGUCCUCAAGACCACAGGUAAUGUGAGGGCUGUUAGCGAUCUCUUGGAGGAUGCACUUGACAAAGAGGGAAGCUUCUGAGAUGACAAGGAACAUUCUCCAUUAUGGCAGUGUGGCAAAACCUCCAGUUUCAGACAUGGAGAUUCCAGUAUUCCUCGGACAGAGAUGGUUAGCCCUCCGCCCAAAGAGCAGCACCACACAAUUCCCUUCUACUACUUCUAUUACUCCAUCUGUCUGUACUAUGCAACUGUAAAUUUGAUGAACUUGUAGAUUGUACCUGAGGUUGGGUUCACCAGUGAUUUGUAUGAAUAUGCAGAUAUAAUUUAGGGUAACUACUGGGGCUUUGUACUGUAUAACCUGUUAAGCUUCUAUUUUUGUGCGCUCUCCAGGAACCAACCCUGUUACAUGUCUCAGAUUAUUAACCCCUUAUUAUCUUGCCCUGUGCUGGUUAACUGCAGAAAACUCCAUACAGUGGAUUUGUUAAUGCUUAAAUCUCUACAGUUAAGUGGGUAUGCAGACGAAUAGUGUUUUGACUGCCCUACCCUUGAUGAAUUGCCUCGUGAUAAGUGCAUGUUGCUCCCAGAAUGCGUUCCUCCGGUCCGUUUCGCGUCCAUGUUUACAGCAUCCGUUUGCCGUAAACAGCCUGGUAAAGAAUUCAAAGUUCCGGUGCAGUUUGCACCGCGCACAUUUCCGCAUUACAAGCCGUGCUGGUGUCCUAGAGUCCGUCACGCCUCGUAGAUCUACUGUACGUGUGUCGAGAAUGCCGAGACGUUGUAAAGCAUCAAAACAGCCCUGUGUGCCUAUACAGCAUCCAUUCCAGAAAGAGGAGAUAACAUGAUAGGAAAUUAUGUAAGAUAUUAAAAUAGAGACGUUAAAGCAGACAGAGGUCUAAAUUAAGAUUAAUGGGCCCUAAGAUGAUUUAACUUUGAGUAGAGUAGUUUUAUAAAUCUGUGUUUUAAAACGAAAAAAAAAUCAGAAGAAAGCCAUGAUUGCCUUGCUACCUCAGACUCAACAGCACUCAUUUGCCGCAAUCUGUACUGUUGUUGUUUUUCGAUCAUAUCACAAUCCCAUAAUAAAAGCUCAAUGGAAUGUCUGUCAGAAUCUUCACGUCUUUCUCGAGGCCACUGACAGGAAUAACCUAAUCUCUAUCUGCGUCUGUGGUACAGAUGAUAAUCCCAACAUUAAUCCCUUUGAUCGAGAAGAAGCCUGUUUAUUAAGUUGGCUUGACAAAGUAGCGGCCUAGCAACGCCUUGGCAGUCAUCUGGGAUGCCAUAGCAAUGGCCUUGCAACAUCUAGGCAACCAGCUGCCAUGCCAUAGCAAUGGCCCAGCAACACUUUAGGUACCACCCAAGAUACCAUAGCAACUGCUUAGCAACACCUUAGGUACCACCUGAGAUACAAUAGCAGUGACCUAGCGAUACCUUAGCAACCACCUACACUCUCAAAAGAUAGUUCUUAAAGGGUUCUUACGUAAGGACAGUGGUUCUAUAUAGAACCAUGACCGUUCAAAGAACCCUUUGUAUGCUUAGUGUUCUUUACAUUGUG
This is a messenger RNA of Pygocentrus nattereri (red-bellied piranha), 12644 nucleotides long. It is a transcript of the gene utrn, whose product is annotated as utrophin. The transcript has 78 exons. The record is from RefSeq and is a predicted model, not a curated record. NCBI's taxonomy places the organism in Eukaryota, Metazoa, Chordata, Actinopteri, Characiformes, Serrasalmidae. Gene Ontology annotation, cellular component: plasma membrane. The coding region runs from base 571 to 11127 and encodes 3518 amino acids. Gene Ontology annotation, biological process: synaptic signaling. Gene Ontology annotation, molecular function: zinc ion binding; protein binding.